Molecule: messenger RNA, 7428 nt
Organism: Anolis sagrei ordinatus
Lineage: Eukaryota; Metazoa; Chordata; Lepidosauria; Squamata; Anolidae
Gene: SETD1A
Product: SET domain containing 1A, histone lysine methyltransferase
Cellular component (GO): Set1C/COMPASS complex
Molecular function (GO): histone H3K4 methyltransferase activity; RNA binding; protein binding
Source: RefSeq, a predicted model, not a curated record
AAAACAAACCAAACACCGUCACCAUAGAGAAGAACAAGGGUGGCGACGACGAAGGAGAGGGGGAAGCGGGAUCUCGCGAGACCCGGCGAGAGUCUCGAAUCGGAGGUUUUGGCCCCGCCCACUGGUCCCUGUCGGCAGCGGCGGUGGCAAGAGUUCUCAAAUACCUUGUUUUAAUUAUGGACUGAACCAGCUCCAGCCUGAUUUUAUUUAACGGAAGGAAAAAAAUAUUGUCUUUGUUUAUUACAUUUCACCAAUAGCUUGAGCCUUGAAGUGAUACUCUACAACAACAGUGUAAAUGAGUCAGAAUGGAUCAGGAAGGUGGGGGUGACUUCCAGAAAACCCCUAACUUCCAGUGGAGAAACUACAAGCUCAUUGUUGACCCCGUGCUCAAGCGGGCCCCACAUAAGAUCUACCGCUAUGAUGGAGUGCAUUUCAGUGCCAGUGAUUCGGGCUAUGAGCCUGUUAAUGAAGUGCGGGAUCCCAGACGCAGGAUAUGGUCCAAAACAAGAGACCUUUCCCUUCCUGUCCCAAAGUUUAAGCUGGAUGAGUUCUACGUGGGCCAGAUCCCUUUGAAGGAGGUCACCUUUGCUCGUCUCAAUGACAACAUCAGGGAACCCUUUCUGGCAGAGAUGUGCAAAAAGUAUGGAGACAUUGAAGAGAUUGAGAUCCUCUACAAUCCGAAGAACCGCAAGCACCUGGGUCUUGCCAAGGUGCUUUUCACAAGCACGAGGGGGGCUAAGGAAACAGUUAAGAACUUGCACAACACAACAGUCAUGGGCAACAUCAUCCAUGCACAACUGGAUAUCAAAGGUCAGCAGCGAAUGAAGUAUUAUGAACUGAUUGUGAAUGGUUCCUACACACCACAGACGGUUCCCACUGGGGGCAAAAUUUUGAAUGAGAAAUUUCCAGUAGACUCAUCUGAGUCACGAAGACGCCACUCAACUGAUUCCUCCUAUCCUAGCAGCGUAAUGCCUUCAACGCCUGGUAAUGGUACCCCUUGCUCUCAGGACACUCCCUAUUCCAGCGGCCGGCAAGACACACCUUCUUCGUAUGGUCAGUACACACCACAAUCUUCCCAAGGGACUCCAUAUACUCCCCGCGGAGGAACACCGUAUUCCCAAGAUUCUGCUUACUCUAGCAGGCAAGGGACGCCAGGCUAUUCUACCUACCAGACAGAGUCAACCUCCUACAAAUCCCGCCGACAUGAGAACAGCUUUUCAGACUCAUAUUCUCGCCGGCACUAUUCUUCAUCCUCCUCCUCUUCGUCGUCCUCCUCUACCACCACUUCCUCCUCCUCUCAUUACCGCAGCAAUGACCAUCAUUACCCACCCUUUAGUCAACAGUUUGAUGGCAGCAGUGGCAGCGGCAGUGGCAGCAGCACUACUGUCUCGACCAGCAGUAGCCGGUACCAGCGCCUCUCAUCCAACUUGGAAGGCCGGUCAUCCUCCUCUUCCUCCUCCUCUUCCUCCUCCUCCUCUUCCCAUCGCUCCCACCAAAGAGAGGACUCUAGUUUCCAUUCGCGAAGAGAACGCUCCCAGAGGGAUGAUGCUACUCCUUCCUCCACCACAGUUGUUGCUGCUGCUACCCCAGCCUCCUCUACUACUCCCUGCUCAUCUUCAUCUGCAGCCACGGCCUCAGAUGCUGCUCAGUUCCAGAACUCUCAUAGUUUUGCCCAGCAGAGCACAGAGCUUUUCCCAGCACCCAGCGUGCUGUAUCCGUCUUACGUGGCUACUCCAGAGCCCUUUCCUGCACCUGCAGAACCUCUUCCUGUGGAUCAGGACUACCGGCUACUCCCCACAGCUGAAACGUUUGCUGCCAACUCUCUGCCCCCUACAGAAUUUCUUGCUCAGGAAACUAAAGAGAACAUCAAUCCAGUAGCGACAUCAAAUCUGGGAGUCAAUGACCAAUCCCAUUCCCCUGCUGUGCAGUCCUCUCCGGCCCGAUCUGGCUCUCCAGCACCUGAGAGCACGAAUGAGAGUGUUCCUUUUGCUCAUCACAGCAGCUUGGACUCCCGCAUUGAGAUGCUCCUGAAAGAGCAACGAUCAAAGUUCUCUUUCCUCAAUUCUGACACAGAGGAGGAAGAGGAAGAAAAGGGAGGUCCCAAGGGGGCGGAGCCGCAUGGACCCUGCACUCCACCACCGCCUCUUCCUGUUAGCUUUGAAGAUGUUGUGCCAGCCUUGGACAUGGGGUCAGGAGCUGGGUCCCCCAAAGCCAAUGGGCAAGACAGGGCAUCACAGCACUCAUCAGGUGAAGACAUGGAAAUCUCUGAUGAUGAAGCAGAAGUCGAGCCCCCGACCCCUCUGACUGGAGUGGCUGAGCCCCAUUUUGCCAUGAUGCCAUCGACCCUGGGCCACAUGCCAAUGGGCAUGUCCUCUUUUACUCCCCAUCACCAGCAAGAGCUGCCUCCCACCUACCCUAUACAGCCUCUCAUGUCUGUCUCUCUCCCACACCUAGCAGGGAAAUCCCAUCCGUUACCCAACUACAACCAGGUUGGGCCACGCCAUCCUCACCGCUUGUCAGAUUUCAGAGGGAGGGGAGGCAUGGUGGGGGGAGGCCGAGGUGCCCCCCACAUCUAUGACUUUGUCAACUCGAUGGAGCUGAUGAACCGCCUUGGCAACCAGUGGGGCGGGAUGCCCAUGUCUUUUCAGAUGCAGACUCAGAUGCUGAGCCGCCUGCAACAAAUGCGUCAAAGCAAAGGCCAGUUUGAGGACCCUUUCUCCUAUCACCGAGAGGCAGCAGCUUUUUGUGGCCAGCCCCUCUAUGGCCACGGCUACCUAAUGGACCAGGGCAACCACCACUUCCAGAGAGACCAGCUGUUCAUGCAACAGCAGUCAGUGGUAGGAGGCUCAGAACAGCAGCAACAACCACAGCAUUCCUCAGAUCAGCCACCUCUGCCACCUCCACAGCCACUCCUUGAUUUCCGGGGCACCCCGUGGGGAUACCAAGAGGAAGUAGCUCUGCCCCCACCCCUCCCCAAGGACCCUCAUUCCUCUGUAGUGGACAGUGUGCUUGAGACAUUGAUGCAGGAGAUGAAGAGCAUCAUGCAACGUGACCUCAACCGCAAAAUGGUGGAGAAUGUGGCUUUCAGCACCUUUGACAAGUGGUGGGAGCGUAAGGAAGAGAAAGUUAAGCCUUUCCAGAGUGCUGUCAAGCAGCCAGCCAAGGAAGAAGAGAAAGACAAAACCAAACUGAAAGACCCUGCUUUACUGUCUCUGGUUGACUGGGCCAAGAGUGGCGGUACUGGUGGCCUGGAAGGUUUUGGCUUUGGUGGCGGCUUUCGAGGAGUGUUGGGGCUCCCAUCCUUCAAGGUGAAAAGGAAAGAGCCCUCCGAAAUCUCAGAGGGCAGUGAAGUGAAGCAGCCACGCCCUUCUACUCCCAUCGAAGAGGAUGAAGAUGAUAAAGAGUCCUCACAGAUUCACAAGCCUUCCAAGAGGGAUGAUGAACGGAUCAAAGGGACGGGAAAACGUCGGAAACUCUUCUGCCUAGACAGCGAAGGGGAAGAAGCAUCAGAUGACUCCUCUUCUGAAAAGGAGGAGGAAGAAGAGCAGAGAAGGCAGAAAAAUGAAGCUUCCAGGGAACAAAGUGCAAAGGCAUCUGAAGAUGAUGGUGAGAGUGACGACUCCUCAAAGUGUUCUCUUUAUGAAGACUCUGAUGAGGACGGCGACAGCACAUCUGAUUCGGAGAGCAGUUCUUCCUCCUCAUCUUCCUUGUCAUCGUCGUCAUCUUCCUCUGAUGAAGAGGAAGAAGAGGAGGAGGAGGAGGAAGAGGAGGAGGAGGAAGAGGAGGCUGAGAGCAUGGAAGAAAUGGAUGCAUCGGCCAUGAACAGCUGCCCAAGUGAGUCAACGGGAAGCACAGAGGAAGUAGAACAGCAAGCAACUAAUGCUGAGAUGGACAAAAAGAAGCCAGAAGCAGCUCUACUUCAAGAUCUUGUGGCAGAAGAGAAGCCUGCUCCCCAGGAGGAUAGCAUGCAGGUCCCACCGCCAGAAGAGAAGGAUGUUGAAGCAGCACUGGAAGAGCGGCCCAAGCCAGAGGAACGGCCUUCUUCACCCAUCCCACUUCUGCCACCACCCAAGAAACGCCGAAAAACAGUCUCCUUUUCAGCUCCUGGUGAAGAGGAUGAAACCAAGGGGGCUUUGGAGAAGCCACCUGAACUGGCACAUCCAGUUCUUCUCCCUCCACCACCCCCUCCUGUUCCCUCUACCCCCACAGAUGAAGCACAAUCCCCACUAGUGCCUGUGGAACCCAUGCUACCACCCCAAGUGUCCUUAUCUCCUGAAGCCCCCGCUCCCAUUGCGCGUCCCCUGCCCCCUGUAACGUUUCCCAUUAAGCCAGCGCCUGCGGCUGGCCGCAAGCGGGAGUCUCCCAAAGCCAGCCAAAGAACAAUCAGCAACCUGCCAGCAGACCAUGCUUCUAUGGUGAAAUGUUGGUCAGAAGAGCUGGCAUCUCCUGGCCGGUCCCGGAACCGCUCUCGUUCCCGUUAUUCGGACCACCUUCGGGUCCCCCCGCCCCCUGAAGAAAAAGGCCUGCAGGUACGCGAACAAAUGGGCGCCUCCUCAUUGCUAGAACUAGCCAAUCAACCCCACCGGGCCACGCUGACAAACAUGGCUCUUAAGAGGCCUGCUGGUGCUGGUGGAGAAAACUCUGAGGAGACCGAGACCUCCGAUGAGACUGAGGAAUCCAAGACAGCGGUGCCACCUCCUCCUAUCCUGUCUCCUGAAGCCAGCAGCAUCCUAAUGGAGCAUAAUUAUGCCAUGGCUGUCCGCGCUGCCCCUCGCAAGGCGGAUGAGGCAGGCUCUAUCGAUCUGUUGCGAAUGGAUUUGUAUAGUGAGCAGAUGGGUGAGAUUCUGGAGGCUCCUGAGGAGGUGGUGGCAGAUGCCACUGAGACCAAAGCUGAGCCUGAAUUAAGGGACCUGGUUGCACUGCCCCCUCCGCCUUCUCUGCCAGCGGAGAAACCCAAAGCCACUGUCCGAGAGCAGCAGCAGCCCCAAACCAAGAAGGCACAUUCUAACUGGCUCAAAGAGGAAGCAUUAAUAAAGGACCCAGGGCUGUUACCCUUUGGGCCCGAGGACCUCUUUCCUUCAGACAGUGAAGAGGAGGAGGAGGAGGAGGAAGAUGAGGAGGAAGAAAGUGCUGACAGCAGCGAUGAGGGCGAGAUUCGCAGGAGAUCCCUGCGUUCCCAUUCGCACAAGCAUGCCCCAGCCAAGCCACCUCCUCCGCCUCCUGUCUUUGAGACGCGCAGUGAGUUUGAGCAAAUGACCAUCUUGUACGACAUCUGGAACUCAGGGCUAGACUUGGAGGACAUGAAGUACCUGCGGUUGACUUAUGAGCGCCUGCUGCAUGAGGACAACAGCACGGACUGGCUGAAUGACACCCACUGGGUCCACCACACCAUCACAAACAUUGCAAACCCAAAGCGGAAGCGGAAGUCUUCGGAUCUGCGGGAACAUCAGACAGGCUGUGCCCGCAGCGAGGGCUACUAUCACAUCAGCAAGAAGGAAAAGGACAAGUACCUCGACGUGUGCCCAGCCAUCGUACAGCAACUGGAUGCCCCUGAUACACAGGGCACCAACCGCAUCUUGUCUGAACGGAGGUCUGAGCAAAGGCGCCUUCUCAGUGCCAUCGGAUCUUCUGCCAUCCUUGAUAGUGAUCUUCUGAAACUUAACCAAUUGAAGUUCCGGAAAAAGAAGCUACGGUUUGGCCGGAGCCGAAUUCACGAAUGGGGCCUCUUUGCAAUGGAGCCAAUUGCUGCCGACGAAAUGGUCAUUGAGUAUGUGGGUCAGAACAUCAGGCAGGUUGUGGCUGAUAUGCGUGAGAAGCGAUAUGCCCAGCAAGGCAUUGGAAGCAGCUAUCUUUUCCGUGUGGACCAUGACACAAUCAUUGAUGCCACCAAAUGUGGAAACCUAGCCCGAUUCAUCAACCACUGCUGCACGCCCAACUGCUAUGCCAAAGUCAUCACCAUUGAAUCCCAGAAGAAGAUUGUCAUCUACUCCAAGCAGCCCAUCAGCAUCAAUGAGGAGAUCACUUACGACUACAAGUUCCCAAUCGAGGAGAACAAGAUUCCCUGCCUGUGCGGCACAGAGAAUUGCCGGGGCACACUGAACUGAGAGACAUAACCAUAGAAUUCAUAUUUAUUUUGUUUCCCCGCCCCAUCUCUCUAUGCGACCACCAUUGUGUCACCAUGUAGCUCAUCUCAUCUCCCCACAGAGCUGUGGUGGGAAAACUCUCAGUCCCUCUAAGACCUGUCCAGGUACCUUUUAAACUUCCUAACCCAUGAGAAAGCACUUCCUCGGUUCCUAAUCAAUGAGAAACUCCUUUUCCUUCAUUGCAGUCAGCUGGCAACAUGUCUUUGAUGUUGCUAUGAUUUUUUUCCAAUCCUCCUUUUUAAAUUCCGCUCCUCCUUGAGAAAAUCAUUUCACGAAAAGUAUGUAGGUUCAGACCUUUGGCAGAAAGGAAAUAUAUCUUUCCCUAUUCAUGAUAAGGAAAGAUUGGUUGGGGUAAUUCUUCAAAACUAAACAAAAUCUUCUUAGCUAUGAAAACAGCUUGGCGAAUGCGCCAGUUGACUAUUUUCCUUCUAAGUGUCCAUAGAUUAAUAGAACUCAAAAGGAAAACUUUUUUCACAAUGCCAAUCUUAAAAGUUUUCCUCUUGAGUGGAAACUUCCUUGUGAUCAAGACUUCGAUGUGGCUUCUUGAGGCAGAGCAUCACUUUGAUGCCAGAAAUGGUCAGUUAAGAAGUACCCCAACCAAGGCUUGAAAUACCAAGGCCAUUGAGUAUUUUUUCCUUUCCUCCCAUUUCCAAAGGUUAAAUUAGGGUGUGGUGAUGUCUGGGAGGGAGAGUCUGUCCCCAUUCCUAUCUCUUCCAGAGCAAUCCUUUCUCCAGAGCCUGGGUCUGGGAUGAGACACUGAUAAUCAGUGGAGUCAGAAUGUCCUUGGAGUUUCAUGCUGCAGCAUCAUUCAUCGGUAUUUGUCAUCAUGAGCCAAAAUGUGAGCCACUUUAUUUUAGAUCCCUCUCCAUCUAUUCUUACAAGCACUUGAGGCCACAGCAUUAGAGAUCCUAAAACAGUUGGGUUGUGUCAUUCACGCUGUAACCUCCCUGACCUUCUCCUUUCCUCUUGUUCUAUUCUGUAACAUUUAGCAAGAAGUAGGGGGAAGCAUCUCCCAUGAUAGUGAAGGGAGGGGGGUUGAAUUUCUUUCCCUGCUACACUUAACAGCUUCAGCCAGGCUGACUUGCAGUGUAAGCUAAUCCCUGCCCACCCCACCCCCUAAUAAUUUUUCUUUAGGAGAAGAAAGUUGUGUAUAUAUCUAUUCCAGAUGGAUUGGCUGUUUCUUGUAGAAACACAUACAUUUAUUGGUAUGUAAAUAUUUUAAUUGUUUUUUGUUUUGUUUUUUGUUUUGUUUUCCACUUCAUACUAAAAAGAAAACUGUAAAUAA